AGUUUCACACUGGGUGCUGGUUUUUGAGGAGGAAGUUACGACGAGUGCUAAGGCCCGUGUCUAGAUGUCAGCAUAUAGAAUAGCAUCGGACCGUUUAGAAUAACCCAAAGGGAAGACAAGUGGAAACAGUAAAGUUUAGCUACGAUUUUGUAAAUGUAUGUUGUAUGAAAACUCAAACAGACGUGCUUUUGUUGCUAUUUUAUGCUCAAAUCGGAGUUACAUGUAUGCGACAAACUAGGCGGAUCUGUCGUAUAGCAUUUCUGUAUAGCUAUUAGCCUAUCUAGCAAGUAACAUUAGCUUGGUGGCUACUUGUGCGGUCGCUACUAGCUACACGCAGCACACAGCGUGAACAUUGUCAAUAUUUACCAGGGUACAAUUUUAGACCAGUGCAUUUCUGUAUAGAUAACGGUACCAACGAACAACUUGACGGUGCAAGCUACCCGAAGUGUUUUUCUCGAUGCAAUGUUUCUGUGAUCUGUAAAUGAGUCGCAAGUGGGCCCUACGCCACAAGCAAAGCAUGAGCCUGUGCCGGGGUAGCCAACACCUCAAGUAGCGAACAAGGAAGCUACAAUUAUUUAUUGGAGUCUUGUAGUAGCAUAAAAAUACCUCGAGACAUGGCAUCAGAGGAAGCGUCUUUACGUGCACUGGAAAGUCUCAUGACUGAGUUCUUUCACAGUUGCACAACCAAUGAGCGCAAGAGAGAAAUAGAGGAGCUGCUGAACAACUUUGCUCAGCAAACAGGAGCCUGGCGCCACUGUUUGUACUUCCUGUCUAAUACGAGUAAUGAGUAUGUAAUGAUGUACAGCCUCACAGUGUUUGAGAACCUGGUGAAUAAGAUGUGGCUUGGAGUGGUCUCCCAGGACAAGAUGGAGAUCCGCAGCUGUCUACCCAAGUUACUGUUAACCCAGCACAAAGCCAUGCCCUACUUCAUACGCAAUAAACUCUGCAAAGUUAUUGUGGAUAUUGGUCGGCAGGACUGGCCGAUGUUCUAUCAUGACUUCUUCACAAACACCCUUGAGUUGAUCCAGUCUCCAGUGAUGACGUCUCUGGGACUGGUGUUACUGAAGACGACAUCUGAGGAGCUGGCAUGCCCUCGGGAAGAUCUCAGUGUGGCACGGAAGGAUGAGCUUCGCAAGCUGCUGCUGGAGCAGAUGCCAACAGUGCUUGGUCUGUUGACGGGUAUCCUUGAGACAAUGUGGGACAAGCACAGUGUUACAGCUGCCACCCCCCCUCCCUCCCCCACCUCGGGAGAAAACACAGAAGUAUUGUGCAGUCUACUACAGAGUAACCAGUACUCCAAGCUGCUAUGCCAACCCAUGCCCAUGCUUGACCAGGAGAGUGAGCAGCUCUGUUCCCUAGCCCUGGAGUGUCUUGCCCACCUGUUUAGCUGGAUUCCACUGUCCACCAGCAUCACUCCAGCCCUGUUGGCAUCCAUUUUCCACUUUGCACGUUUUGGUUGUGACCUACGGGCAAAGGCCAAGCCUGCCCCCUCCAUCUACUCCUUGUCUUCCUCCUCUAACGGCCUGCUGGACCCAGGCUCCUUGGCACCUCCAGCCAGCGAAGGGGGCCGCCUCUCACAGCUCCCUGCAGGCAGCCACUCUGAGCGGGCACGGCUUGGGGUGUUGGCCAUGACGUGUGUCAACGAACUGGUGUCAAAGAACUGCGUGCCACUGGACUUUGAGGAGUACCUGCUCCGAAUGUUUCAACAGACCUUCUUCCUGCUGCAGAGGCUGACCCGUGAACACAACGCUCACACCGUUAAGAGCAGACUGCAGGAACUGGAUGAGAGCUACUUGGAAAGGUUUUCAGAUUUUCUGCGCCUUUUUGUCAGCGUUCACCUCAGGCGGAUUGAAUCCAACGCUCAGUUUCCUGUUGUGGAGUUCCUAGCCCUGCUGUUCAAGUACACCUUCAACCAGCCUACCCAUGAAGGUUACUUUGCCUGCUUGGAUAUAUGGAGCAUUUUCUUGGAUUACUUGACCACUAAAAUCAAAAGUAGACUGGCUGACAGAGAGAGUGUAUUAAACAGGUAUAAAGAUGCUUUGGUGCUGUUAUUGAGGGAGGUUCUGAACCGAAUCCAGUUUCGAUACAACCAGGCCCAGUUUGAGGAACUGGAUGAUGAGAUCUUGGAUGAUGAUCAACAGACAGAGUGGCAGCGGUACCUGCGUCAAAGUCUUGAGGUGGUUGCCAAGGUGAUGGAGCUGCUCCCCUCCCAUGCCUUUUCCACCUUGUUUCCUGUUCUUCAAGAGAAUUUGGAUGUGUAUCUGGGUUUACAGCAGUUCAUCAUCACCUCAGGCACAAGUCGUAGGUUGAACAUCACAGCGGAGAAUGAUUGUCGCAGGCUUCACUGUUCCCUCAGGGAUCUCAGUUCCCUUCUCCAGGCAGUUGGGCGCCUGGCAGAGUAUUUUAUUGGAGAUGUGUUUGCAGCACGUUUUAGUGAUGCCCUGGCUGUGGUGGAGAGGUUGGCGGAGGUAACAUGCUAUGGCUCUCAGAUCAGCCUGUACGACCUAGAGACUGCUGUUCCCUCCGUGCUCAAGCCAGACCUAAUUGAUGUCCAUGCCCAGUCCUUGGCUGCAUUGCAGGCCUAUUCCCAUUGGCUGGCUCAGUUCUACAGUGAGGUUCAAAGGCAAAACCAGAGCAGAUUCAUAAACCUCAUCACCUCCGUUGUGAAUGCCAGCAGUCCACUCAUCACAGCCAAGGUACCUGAAAAGUUGCUGCUGUCGGCAUGCCACCUCCUGGUUUCCAUGGCCACCACCGUGCGGCCUGUGUUCUUGGCCACAUUGCCAGCUGUCCAGAACAUCUUCAGCCUCAUCACAGAGAGCCAGACACACAGGCUGCACCCAGAGGCUCACAUGUUGGUGUGUAGGGCCCUGUCCAACAUGCUGCUUCUUCCUUGGCCUAACCUUCCGGAGAGUGACCAGCAGUGGCACACACGGUCCAGUAACCAUGCCAACAUGUUAGCAGCCCUGACACGCCACUACCGCUUGCUGAGGGGCACCGCCAACUUGCCACCACGACUCGGCCUGGAUGACAUGAAAGCAGUACUACACCAGACCCUGCCUGUGUUGAGGGACAUUGUGGACAGCAUUUCAGGCGAAUCAACCAAAUCUCGUCAGAUCUGCUAUCAGUCUCUCCAGGAAUCUGUGCAAGUUUCCCUGGCUCUGUUUCCUGUGAUCAUUGAGCAGCCAGAUGUGACAGAUGUGAUGUUGAGCUUCUUCCUGACACUGUUUCAAGGGCUACGUGUGCAGAUGGGGGUUCCUUUCACAGGACAAGUCAUCCAUACUUUCCUCAGCAUGUUCACAAGAGAGCAGCUGGCUGCCAGUAUCUUGCAGGAAGGUAGCGCUGGAUGCAGAGUGGUGGAGAAGUUUCUGAAGAUCCUCCAGGUGGUGGUGCAGGAGCCUGGACAGGCCUUCAAACCUUUUCUUCCAAACAUCCUCUCACUGUGCAUGGACCAGGUCUAUCCCAUCGUGGCAGAGCGCUCCUCCCCGGAUGUGAAGGCAGAGAUGUUCGAGCUGCUUUACCAGGUUCUUCACCAGAACUGGAGGUACUUCUUCAAAACCUCGGUCCUGGCAAGUGUUCAGAGAGGAGUGGCAGAGGAAGCCAUGGAGAAUCAAGCCCAGUUCAUAGCUGCUAUGCAGGCUUUUGGACAGUCAUUUCUGCAACCUGACAUCCACAUCUUCAAACAGAAUCUCUCCUAUCUGGAAUCACUCAACAGCAAGCACAAACUGUACCAUAGAAAACUUUUCCGGACCUCCAUGCUGUUCCAUUUCAUCAACGUUCUUCUGCAAGUCCUUCUCCACAGGAGCCACGACCUGCUGCAGGAGGAGGUGGCUCUGGCCAUCUACAACAUGGCCUCUGUGGACUUUGAGGUCUUCUACUCCGUCUUCAUGCCAGAGUUUCUGAAUGGAUGCCAGGGAGUGGAUUCAAACCAACGAGUUGUGCUUGGACGCAAUUUUAAACUUGAGAAGGACUUGCCCUCGUUCACUCAGAGUGUGCACAGACUGAUUAACGACUUGCGCUAUUAUAGAUUAUGUAAUAGCAGCCUGCCUACAGGCACCGUCAAGCUAUAGCACACUGUCACAUGAGGCCCACUCCCACUGCCAAUACUUCAGCUCCCUGGAACACCUUUGUCAACUUUUGGGAAAAUAAGAGUGCCAGUCUUCAUGGUCUUGUUGAAUGCCACUUGGAUAGGCUUCUGCUCCAUUUCUACUGUAGGAGGGUUGAACAUUUUUGAUUUGUUUUUAGCAGUGCCCUCUUUUACUUGUCUGUUGCCAAUGAUGACAAGGCCAAAUAAUGAGAUGACAUAAGAUGGCUGGCCUGGUCUAAACCCGAACCUUGAGCAAACUGAGGCAGGACUGUCCCAGUCUCUGGAACAAGGCCAGGCUGGAACUCAGCACUUUCUAACUCAAUUGUGAGUUUAAAAAAAUGUCUGCUUUAUUGAACUUGCAUUCUGUUUUUCAUCUCCAAAGGAGACACACAUUUUAAACUUAAAACUUUCAUAUCAUUCCAUUCUGAAACAGAAAAACCAUGCUUGAUUAAUAAAGUGCUUGUUUUGUAUAAAAUGG
Osmerus eperlanus (European smelt) is the source of this 4562-nucleotide messenger RNA. It is a transcript of the gene xpo6, whose product is annotated as exportin 6. Gene Ontology annotation, molecular function: small GTPase binding; nuclear export signal receptor activity. Gene Ontology annotation, biological process: protein export from nucleus. Bases 615 to 4067 code for a protein of 1150 amino acids. Lineage: Eukaryota; Metazoa; Chordata; Actinopteri; Osmeriformes; Osmeridae. The transcript has 24 exons. The record is from RefSeq and is a predicted model, not a curated record.